AUGAGGUCAAAAGAGCAAUACAGCUCGAAGAAAGUUAAGGAGAGGUUUGAUUUGCCUCAGUUCGAGAAUGGUUUUCGUCCACCAGUCGGGAAUCCCAGUCAUAGAGUGAGGCAGGAUGCAGAUGCUAAUAUUUUUGUUCAACCAACCAGAAAUAGCAGACGGCAGAGCUCGAAGAGAAGGGCAACUAAAAAUGAUGAGCUUGUCAAGCACAUGACUAAUGUGCCACAUUAUCUCCUGCAUGCUGAUAGAGAAGAAAAUAUUCCAGACAACCCUUUAAAUUUUGGAGUUUUAGAUUGGACGCAACUUGAAAAGUGGAAACACAAGCAAAGCCGUAGGCCAGCAAAAUCUACCAAUCUCACAUCAUUUCAAGACGGUGAGUCAUCAUCAAGAAAAGCCACCAAGUCAUCUGCUGCCGCCACCAUUGGAACAUCUCAUAAGAAAGGCCUCUAUGAAGGUGCCAAACCAUAUUUUCAGAAUGUCAGGAGAUCCCAACAAUUUGAAACUGAAGAGAAGAGGAAAGACCUGGAUCAAUCAGUUUCAGCGGUGAGAACUUUUGCAUCCUACUUGAGGGAGGACGGGGUCUCGCUAGUUUCUAAUGAAAGCAAAUAUAGUAGGGACAGUAAAGCCCAGAAGAGCAUGGAGGGUUUGCAAGAAUUUACUCUCAAGAAAAAGGAGAAAAAUCGUGACUUCGGGUCUGAUAUGGGAUCGCGAUCAUCUAAGUUCAAGAGUAAAGGGGUCUCUGAAGGUUCCAAGAAAAAUGGUAGUUCCCGCAGCAACAAAAUGAACAUAAAAAAUGAAGAGUUGCAAGAGUCAGAUAUUGAUGUGAUGGAAUCACAUGAUGUCAAUAACAAACGAGCCCAUACCAAACCAAAUAAUAUUGUGCUGCUUCGUCCUCGAGAAAUUAGUUCCAGCAGCAACAAAACCAAGAUAAAGGAUAAUCAGUUGCAAGAGUCAGAUACUGAUGCCAAUCAUAAACAAGGCCAUAGGAAGCCAAAAAAUAUUGUGCUACUUCGCCCCCGACCGAAUCCCCAAUCGAGUUCUAACAUCUCUGAUUUGUCUCGUAGAAGAACGUCAUUUGACGAGUUUUUGGCAGGGUCAGGUCGAAGUAGUCUGUCAAUUGUUUCCCUUUUUGAGGAUAUUAAUGCUGAAGGCUCAUGUUCUCAAAUUUCACAUUCAAGUGAACAGUGUUCAAUGGCUCAACCUGUUCCAACUUUGGGAUCAUUGCUUCUCAGAACUGAAACUGAUCAGGGUACAGAUUGUUCUUCUGUUGCAUCUGAGACACCUUUUUCAUCCAAGAGCUCUAGUCUGCAUUCUGAAGGUGCUUACUUUGAAAGGGAUGCGUUAAGCGAUAAGUUGACAAAUCAGUGUGAUCUUAGUGACUUAAAGGAAACACUGGAUCAGGAAACUGCUGAGCUGACAGCAAAGAGGGGCAGGAAUCUAUCCAGAAGUCGUCGGUUUAGCUUUAGUUUAAGCCGAAUUGGAAGAAGCUUCAGUUUCAAAGAGGGAUCUACUCUUCCUCAACUUAGCUCCACAUAUGUCAGUGCAAAGUCUGGUCCCGUGACGUCUUCAUCUUCUGCUCGUUGGUAUAGCUCUAGUAAAGAGAAGGAUAGUGGUCAUGACAGAAGCAGGUCCAGCCCCUUACGAAGGUUGUUAGACCCAAUAUUGAGGCGUAAGGCAUCAAAGGUGCGGAAUUCAGCUGAAAGCAGUCAGGUACAAAAAGGAAGCUUGGACUCGAUCAGCUUUAGGACAACCAGUGUUAGUGAAUCACUUCCAGACGAAAUGAGCGAGGGUUCGUUAAGUCAAGCCCAUCUACAGGUUACAAUAAAAAAUGGACUACCUUUUUUCAAAUUUGUGCCAAAUAAUGAAGCAGAGAUUCUUGCUGCUGCUAUGAAAAGCGUUGAAUCAUCGGAGAAGGAUGAUUCCAACUGCUAUUUUACUUUCUACCUACUUAAUGAAAUUAAGAAAAGGAGUGGUAGAUGGAUAAGUCAUGGAAGCAAAGAAAAGGGCCGUGACUACGCCUACAAUGUUGUUGGUCAGAUGAGGUUCUCUAGCUCUACAAUCACUAAACCAAGCAACCAGGACUCUAAGACACUGUCUGUGCAAAGAGAAUAUGUCUUAUUGAGUGUUGAAAUUGACCAGACAGAUGAAGGACCACCAAAGGUCAUCCGAAGUGGGGAGCUUGCUGCUGUUGUUGUUGAGACUCCAUUUGAAAGCCUAAUCAAUAAAGGACUAGAGUGGGAUAAUAAUUUGGUGAAGGGAUGUUUAAAAUGUUCGGCAGCAGAAAAAUGUACGUGUAACUUAGGAGAAAAUGACGUCUCAGGGAGCACUACAGUCAUACUGCCUGGCGGCCUUCAUGGUUCCUCAGACAGAGGAGAACCUUCACCACUGAUUCAGAGAUGGCGAUCGGGUGGAUUAUGUGACUGUGGGGGUUGGGACAUCGGUUGCAAAUUGCUCGUCCUCUCCAAUCCGAAGCUAACUUCAAAAUCUCAACGUGAACGUUUUCAACUUUUUGUUCAGGAAGGAGCCGAGCAAGACAACGCCGCUUUCACUUUGGUGCCAUUGAAGGAGGGAUCGUACUCGGUUGAAUUUAAUUCGUCGAUCACUCAUUUGCAGGCAUUUUUCAUUUCUGUUGCUGCGUUAAGCUGCCAGAAACUAAGUUCAUUAGAAAUGACCAUCAUGCAAGAACAAAUUUUUAAACAACCCAGCGGUCUGAAGAGCGGUAACAACCUUACUGGGAACGCGCCUGUAAAUUAUACUCCGAUUCCACCACCCUCUCCUGCAGGAAGAGUUUAAUUUUUGAAACACGAGGUUUUUUGUUGUUCAUAGAUAGCUGGUAAAGAUCUCCAGAAUCCUGAUUGCAACGGAUAUACCUUUUCCCUCCUUCUCUCUCUCCACAAUUUCGUUGCUGCUAUGUCAUAGAGUUUUUUUCACUGCUGAGUAACUUGUGGCAAGAGGUAUGGUCAUUAAACCUUGUUCAUUGUGGUACAGCACAUCCGUCUUUGUACAAAUCAAUAUGUGAAUAAAUAAAAUCAGUGGGGGUAAAUACAC
Messenger RNA from Neltuma alba, 3048 nucleotides. RefSeq lists its product as uncharacterized. The transcript has 2 exons. The record is from RefSeq and is a predicted model, not a curated record. The coding region runs from base 1 to 2793 and encodes 930 amino acids. Lineage: Eukaryota; Viridiplantae; Streptophyta; Magnoliopsida; Fabales; Fabaceae.